AUGGUGGCAGAUUCUAACUCCAAAUCCGAUCUCUCCUUCGGCAAAAUCUUUGCCAGCAGUGCUUUCUCUGCAUGUUUCGCUGAGGUGUGUACUAUUCCGUUGGACACUGCCAAAGUUAGGCUUCAGCUUCAAAAACAAGCUGCAGCUGGUGAUGUAAUCUCCUUACCUAAAUAUAAGGGUAUGCUGGGAACGGUUGGUACAAUUGCCAGGGAAGAAGGUCUUUCAGCACUCUGGAAGGGAAUUGUGCCAGGGUUACAUCGUCAGUGUUUGUAUGGAGGUUUAAGAAUUGGGUUAUAUGAGCCUGUUAAGGCUUUCUAUGUGGGGAAGGACCAUGUUGGAGAUGUUCCAUUGUCAAAGAAAAUUCUUGCUGCAUUCACAACGGGCGCCGUGGCAAUUGCAGUGGCAAAUCCAACUGAUCUUGUCAAAGUUAGACUUCAAGCAGAAGGAAAACUACCUCCUGGUGUUCCCAGGCGCUACUCUGGAUCUUUAAAUGCUUAUUCAACGAUUGUGAGACAGGAAGGAGUUGGGGCUCUUUGGACCGGGCUUGGCCCCAAUAUAGCAAGAAAUGGUAUCAUCAAUGCUGCUGAAUUAGCCAGUUAUGAUCAAGUGAAGCAGACUAUUUUGAAAAUUCCAGGAUUCACUGACAACGUUGUGACUCAUCUCCUUGCUGGUCUUGGGGCAGGGUUUUUCGCCGUCUGUAUUGGCUCCCCAGUAGAUGUGGUUAAGUCGAGAAUGAUGGGAGAUUCUAGUUACAAGAACACCCUUGAUUGUUUUAUCAAAACGUUAAAGAAUGAUGGACCCAUGGCCUUUUAUAAAGGGUUCCUCCCAAAUUUUGGACGGCUAGGAUCUUGGAAUGUGAUCAUGUUUCUCACCUUAGAACAGACUAAAAAGUUCGUCAAAAGUUUAGAGUCAUCCUGA
Sphenostylis stenocarpa is the source of this 918-nucleotide messenger RNA. The record is from the annotation of a GenBank genome assembly. NCBI's taxonomy places the organism in Eukaryota, Viridiplantae, Streptophyta, Magnoliopsida, Fabales, Fabaceae.